Molecule: messenger RNA, 2475 nt
Organism: Striga asiatica
Lineage: Eukaryota; Viridiplantae; Streptophyta; Magnoliopsida; Lamiales; Orobanchaceae
Source: the annotation of a GenBank genome assembly
CUGUUUCUCUCUCUCUCUCUCUUUAAUCUGCUUCAUUUAGCGCGACAAAAAUUUGAGGGGAUGAUAGUGCGAUGUGAGAAUUGCAGUUCUCGACAUAGGUAAGAGAAAGUAGGAUUUGGUGGCUACGGAGUCCGAAAUGUGUUGCAGUCAGUCCCGACAUAGGCAACUUGAUUUGCUAUUGAGGAAUGUGGUCAGUUGUUGUUCACUGAGAUCCAUAGGGAGAAUAAAAUUCUGAGAGAUACAGAGAUGAAGGGUGGGGGUGCUUCAUCGUCAUACUCCCUUACGGCUAAGAGAAGAUGGAAAGGUCUGGUGAUGGCGGUGCUUGGCCUAGUAUUUCUCUCCAUGCUCGUCCCGCUUCUAUUCUUGCUCGGCCUCCACAGCGGUUUCCACUCUACCACUGGAUAUGGUACUGAACAACAGAAUUCAGCCUCAAACGAUUUAAGGGUUUUUGAUCAACACAAUCCUGCUGAUAAAAGCAAUCAAUCUAAGGUUCACCAAUCAACUCAUACAGAUGAUCUUAUAAGGAGAUUGGUUCCAACUCUACCGCAGGGUGUUGCUGAUAACUUUGUUAAGGAAGCUGAGAACAGUACCAAUGGUUUUUCUGUGCCAGCGGCUGUGCCAAAAAAAGAUCAAAGGGACAACAAACCUCCUAUUGUCAGAGAUAGAACUAGUUACAAUAUGAUAGUGGCUGACGAGAGUGAAAUGACAUGUCAAUUAAAGUUUGGGAGUUAUUGCUUAUGGCGCCGGGAACAAAAGUCAAAGAUGGAUGACUCUGUGGUGAAGAGGAUGAAGGAUUUACUGUUUGUUGCUCGUGCUUAUUAUCCGAGUAUUGCAAAACUUCCUACACAGGAGAAAUUGUCUCAUGAAUUGAAGCAAAAUAUUCAGGAAUUUGAGCGUGUUCUAAGUGAAACUACAACAGAUAAAGACCUUCCUCGCCAGAACAUGCAGAAGAUGACUAUGAUGGAGGCUUCUAUAGCCAAAGCGAAAUCAUGCCAUGUGGACUGUAAUAAUGUUGAUAAAAAGUUUCGACAACUAGUUGACCUGACUGAGGAUGAAGCAAAUUUUCACAUGAAGCAAAGUGCCUUCCUCUACAAACUUUCUGUUCAAACUAUGCCUAAGAGUCUACAUUGCCUAACGAUGAGAUUGACUGUAGAAUAUUUCAGAUCUCCUGUGGACGUUGAGCAGGAGGCACUGGUUAAGAAGUUUGUAAACCCAGACUUGUUCCACCAUGUCAUCUUCUCCAGGAAUAUACUACCAUCAUCCGUAGUAAUAAAUUCAACCAUACUACAUGCAAAAGAAAGUGAUAAGCUGGUUUUUCAUCUGCUGACAGACGAGGAAAAUUACUUUGCUAUGAAAUUAUGGUUUUCCAGGAACAAGUAUGGGGAUGCUGCCAUUCAGGUUCUGAACAUCGAGGACCUUAAGUUGUAUAGUCAUCGUAAGAUGGCACCAGUACAUCUGUCAUUGCCUGAAGAAUUUCGUGUUUCCUUUCCUAGGGUUGAUAAAAUGUCUUCUAGCCUAUUUAGAACGCAAUACCUAUCUAUGUUUUCACAUUCCUUCUAUCUCCUUCCUGAUAUUUUCCAAUCUCUAGAGAAAGUUGUUGUUUUAGAUGAUGACAUCGUUGUUCAGAGAGACUUGUCACCCCUGUGGAACCUUGACAUGGGGGGAAAAGUAAAUGGUGCAGUGCAGUCAUGUGCAGUGAAGUUGUUUCACCUGAAAAAAUACUUGCCUAACAGCAGAUUUGAUGAAAAUUCAUGUUCCUGGACGUCUGGGAUAAAUAUCAUUGAUAUAUCUCAGUGGAGGAUACAUAAUCUUACCAAAACAUAUCAACAGUUGGUGCAUGGGAUGAGCAGAGAAGAUGGAUUAUCUGAAACUAGUACAUUAAGCGCCGGCUUGCUCACAUUUCAAGGUACAAUUUAUGUUCUUGAGGAUAGUUGGAUGUUAUCUGGUCUGGGAUAUAACUACGAAAAAAAUUUGGAAGCCGUGGGUGCCGCUGGAGUAUUGCACUUUGAUGGGAGCAUGAAACCGUGGCUUGAGCUUGGGAUUCCCAAGUACAAAAGUUUUUGGAGGAAGUAUCUCAACUCACAAAAUCACUUCUUGAGCGAGUGCAAUGUAAAUCCUUAGAAGUCACUAUGGUUGCUCUUUUUAUCUGAAAAUUUGAGGUGAUGUAGUACUCUACACAGAAGGUAUCCAACGGCAAACUUCAACCAUGGUCAAGUUUGACUCAGGUAUCUAUCUAUUUAUAGCUAGCUGAGGAGGUAAAGGGCAUCUCUGAUUUGUGGCAAUUGCUGUGGUUGAACACAAUCAAAUUUUCACAUACACAUUUUAUUAGACGUGUGCAUGGAGUAAACACCAAAGUUCACUUCUGGCCGAAAGUGAAUUGAUNAGCAAAAACAUUUUUUCAUGUGUGCCUGUGGGAGGACUAGCAUUCAAGAAUCUUGGCUGGAAACUGAUUGUAAUACUAAUUAUGUUAAUACC